Molecule: messenger RNA, 2745 nt
Organism: Triticum turgidum subsp. durum (durum wheat)
Lineage: Eukaryota; Viridiplantae; Streptophyta; Magnoliopsida; Poales; Poaceae
Source: the annotation of a GenBank genome assembly
AUGGUUGGAAUAAUGGUGAGUGCUUCUACUGGGGUGAUGAACUCUCUCCUGGGUAAGCUAGCCACCCUGAUGGGGGACGAGUUCGCCAAGCUAAAGAACUUGAGGAAGGAGGUUAAGUACAUCAGCAAUGAGCUCAGCAGCAUGAAGGAUGCUCUAGAGCGCCUUGCAGAUGUGGAUGAGCUCGAUAUACAGACUGCACGGUGGAGGGAUGCGGUUAGGGAGAUGUCUUACGACAUCGAAGAUAUUAUUGAUGACUUCAUGUGCAAAAUUGGGGAGAAAAGCAAAAAAUCUGGGUUUGUCCACGACACCAUUCAACGCCUCAGAACUUCAAGGGCCCGCCAUCAGAUUGCUGGCCAGAUUGAGGACAUCAAGAAACUCGUGCAUGAAACAAGUGCACGUCGUGAGAGGUAUAAGGUCGAUGUCCCCACAUCGCACAAUGUGGCUGUUGACCAACGGGUUGUCGCACUCUAUGAGGAUGCAGCUAAACUUGUUGGUCUGGAGGGUCCAACCAACGAGCUUGUCAGUUGGCUAAAAGAUGAGGAGAAACAGUUGAAGGUUGUAUCAAUUGUUGGUUUCGGAGGUUUAGGUAAAACGACACUUGCCAAAGAGGUAUACCGUAAGCUGAAUGGGGAAUUUCAUUGCAGUGCAUUUGUGUCAGUGUCUCAAAAGCCAAAUAUUCCAAAACUUCUGCAUAGUUUAUUAACCCAACUUGGGUGUGGACAAUCUUUUCAUGAUUGUGAUUUAAAUGUUCUUCUCGACCAACUCAGAGAAAAUCUGAAAAACAAGAGGUACUACAUAAUCAUCGAUGAUCUAUGGGGUGUAUCAGCAUGGAAUAUUAUUAAAUGUACAUUCCCAGAAAGUAAUCUUGGUAGUAGAUUAAUAGUAACUACAAGGAUCAAGACUGUGGCCGAGGCAUGUUGUUUCGGUCACCACGAGCACAUUCUUGAAAUGAGACCUCUUAGUGAAGAAGACUCAAGGAAAUUAUUUUUUGGUAGGAUAUUUGGCUCUGAAGAAGCUUGUUCAGGUGAACUCAGAGAUGUUUCAGUUGAGAUUCUCAAGAAAUGUGGUGGUUUGCCACUUGCAAUCAUUAGCAUAUCCAGCCUAUUAGCAAGUGAAAUUUCAGAUCUGAAGGAGAGGUGGAAAUAUGUACAGAAUUCUUUGUGGUCAGUGUCCGACACAAAUCUCACCUUGGAAGCAAUGAGACAGAUUUUGAGCCUUAGCUACAAAAAUCUUCCUCACCACCUCAAGACAUGUUUCUUGUAUCUUGGCAUGUUUCCAGAGGACUAUGAAAUACGUAUGACUCAUUUGGUACGUCUGUGGAUAUCAGAAGGUUUCGUUAGUACAGCACGUGGACAAAGCCCAGAACAGACGGCGACAAGUUAUUUCAAUGAGCUUGUCAACAGGAGCCUUAUUCAACCUGUAGUGAUGGGCAGGGAUGGGUCUGUGAUAUCUUGCAAAGUACAUGAUAUGUUGUUGGAUCUUAUCUUGUACAAGUCUGCAGAGGAGAAUUUUAUCACUGUAGUAGACAACCCAGAGGCCACUAGAGGACUUCUUCAAAAGCCACGCCGGAUGCUCAUCAACUUGAAUGGUGCAAGACUGCCAGGGGAUGUUAGUAUGUCACAACUGCGAUCGUUUGCAAUGUGGAGAGGCUCUAUAAAUAUACCUUCUCUGGCAGAGUUCAAGUAUCUUCGAGUUUUUGUUGCUGACUUCAGUUCAAGUUCUGCUGAUGACAACCGAAAAAUCGACCUGACAGGAUUGUCUAAGUUAUAUCAGCUGCGACAUAUAUGGAUUCGUGGCUGUAAUAACUGCCAGCUACCAACCCAAAUUAGAGGGCUACAGAUGUUGGAAACAUUUGAUAUAAGUGGGUCCUGUAUCCCAAUGGAUAUUUUUCACCUGCCGCGCUUGUUGGCUCUGAUUGUUCCAGGUGUUGAAAGGCUGCCUGCGGGCAUUGGUAAAAUGAAAUCCCUACAACAUCUGAUUCGUUUUGACCUGCGGUACAACACCUCACUCGGCAGUAUCAAGGGCCUAGGAGAGCUCACCAACCUGAGGACUCUAUCUCUCAUAACCGGGUUUUCUGAAGACAUGUACAUGGAUGUUCUAAACGCUUCUUUGGCAAAACUUUCUAACCUCGUGACACUCCACAUGUCAUAUAGUACCCGGGUCCCUAACUGGAUUGGGGAACUCCAUAACCUUCAGAACUUGUAUCUCACUGUUGAGAAGCUGGACAAGGAUGGUGUUGGUAUUCUUGUGGAGUUACCAGCCCUCAUCGGCCAGGAUUUAAGAGUUGGUAGAGCCUUGGAAGAAACAAUUGCCAUCGAUGGGGCAGCAUUCCCAGUCCUACAGCGGUUUGAUUUCAUGGGGAUGCCUGGAAGAAACCUGACCUUCCAAGCUGGGGCAAUGCCUAAGCUCCAGAUCCUCUAUCUGCGGUUGAUGGCCAAGGGGUGGAAUCAGGACAAGAACGCCGCACCUACAGGUAUCGAGCACUUGUUAGCACUUGAAAGAAUCUAUGUAGAAAUCUCGACGGGUACUCGCACUGAACGGAGAAGCGCAGAGUCAGCCAUUAGGAGCGCUACCAACAUGCAUCCCAGCCAUGCUCACAAUACAAGCUUUAUCGAAUGUGUUAAUGUAUACAGCCACGACGAGGAGCUGGUAUGCUCAAAUUUCCACCUCCAAUCUCCAGACUCCAGUCUGUCUCUAAUCUGUUUCCUGUUAACUACUGGGUGUACCUUCUUUUUUGGGUUCUAG